AUGGAAUAUUUAAAAUUCAACGCUACACCAUCAGGUAAGGCAGAAGGGAAAAAGCAUAUUAUCAUUGUAGGAGCAGGGAUUAUUGGAGUUUGUACCGCCUAUUUCAUUAUAACUCAUCCUAAAUUUGAUAGUGAAAAGUAUCAUAUCACAUUAAUUGAAAGUAAAAGAAUUGCUGGAGGUGCUUCAGGUAAAGCAGGAGGACUUUUAGCAUUAUGGGCAUUCCCAUCACAAAUUGUCCCAUUAUCUUUCAAUUUACAUCAAGAAUUAGCUGAUAAGUAUGAUGGAGCUAAAGAAUGGGGUUAUAGAAGAUUAACUACUGUAUCGUUGGAAGGAGAUAUAAGUGGAGUUAAUGAAGAAGAUUUAUUAAGUGAAGAUGAACAAAUUAGUUUGGAUACCAAAUUAGAGAAUAGUUCAAGUGUAACAUCAUCAACUAUUUCAACUUCAAAUUCCCAAAAUUCAAAGAAUUCUCUGGAUUCAUCAUCUUCUGAACCACAAAAGAAAUUUAGUAGAAGGAGUGAAAAUAAAAGAGAAAUGAGUAAUAAAGCUAAUAAUGCCAAAAAGAUUUUACCUAAUGAUUUAAAUUGGAUUAAUUCAGCAUUAAUCAAUAAUUGUUCAACUUUGGGUUCAACAGAUACUACAGGUCAAGUACAUCCUUAUAAAUUCACUAAUUUCAUAUUGAAAAAAGCAGUUGAAUUAAGUAAUGGUUCAUUAGAAUUAGUUUUAGGUAAAGUUGAAGAAAUGAUUUAUUCUGAAGAAUCAGAAAGUGUAAUUGGGGUUAAAUUUAAACCAACAUCUCAAAAUUUAAAGAAUUCAAAUUCAAUCAUUAACUUAUUAGGUGAUCAAAUUGUUAUGACUGUUGGUCCUUGGACUUCUAAAAUAUUACCUGAUUGUCCAAUUUCAGGUUUAAGAGCUCAUUCUAUAACAAUUGCUCCAUUUAAAGAUCAACCAGUUAGUCCUUAUGCUAUAUUCACUGAAUUUAAAACCAAUUCUAAUAAUUAUAUUUCACCUGAAAUUUAUGCCAGAUCAGAUGAGGUUUAUGUUUGUGGUGAAGGAGAUUCUACUGUGGAUGUUCCUGAAACUACGGACGAUGUCGAGGUGGUCACAACUAAAUGUGAUGAAUUAUUCAAUCAAGUUUCAAAAUUUUCUCCAAAUUUAAGGAAAGGUCAUAUUUUAAAAAAACAAGCAUGUUAUUUACCUGUUUUAGAUGUUCCAACAUCUUCAGGUCCUUUAAUUGGUGAAACAAAUGUCGAUAAUUUAUUCUUAUGCUCAGGUCAUUCUUGUUGGGGUAUAAAUAAUGCUCCUGGUUCAGGUAAAAUUAUGAGUGAAUUAUUAUUAGACGGUAAAUGUAAAUCUGCUAAAAUUCAAGCUUUCAAUCCAAGUUUGUAUUUUGAUGCAAGUAUAAUGGUCGGUGAUGAUGAUGAAUAG
Molecule: messenger RNA, 1425 nt
Organism: Yamadazyma jaroonii
Lineage: Eukaryota; Fungi; Ascomycota; Pichiomycetes; Serinales; Debaryomycetaceae
Source: the annotation of a GenBank genome assembly